AUGCUGACUCGUUUCAUUUAUUCUCGAUUGCAUCCGAAUCCAUUUUGGACAAAUGUAUUAUUCUAUGAAAAUGUCACUGACAAGGACUUUCUCGACCACAAUUGGCAAUUACGAAACACAUUAAAUGCUAAAACAAUUGUUAAUUUAUUAAAGAACUUUCCUGAUUUUUACUCUGACUUUCAACGAGCUCAGUCAAAAUCAACCAUGUCUGUGAAAUUGACACCUUAUAUAGCAUCCCUUAUUGAUUGGAAUAAUAUAUACAACUGUCCCAUACGAAAGCAAUUUUUACCUGUCCAUAGUACAGCUGAACCUGAUCAUCCAAUGCUAAAAUUAGACUCAUUACAUGAACAGCAGAACUCUCCUGUUCCGGGUCUUGUUCAUCGAUAUCCAGAUAGAGUACUCUUUUUGACUACCUCAAUAUGCCCAGUUUAUUGUCGAUUUUGCACACGAAGUUAUUCUGUCGGUUCGGAGACAGAGAUCAUCAAAAACAAAGCCAAGUUAAUUCCAAGCAAAUCACGUUUUGAAAAGAUCUAUGAUUAUAUUGAACAACAUGAUGAAAUCGAAGAUGUCGUUAUAAGUGGUGGUGAUACUUAUCUUCUUCCGUGGAAUGUUCUUUUGGAUUUGGGAAAGCGAUUACUUAAUAUUGAACAUGUUCGACGCAUACGAUGCGCCACAAAAGGCUUGUCAGUUAUGCCCAUGAAGAUUCUUAAUGAUAAAGAAUGGUUCGAUGCCAUAGUUUUGUUAAAUCAACUAGCACGUGCUCAGUCAAAGACAUUCGCCAUUCACACUCAUAUUAAUCAUCCAAAAGAGAUCACAUAUGUGACAAAAGCGGCUGCUGAUAAGUUAUAUAAAGCUAAUGUUCAUGUUCGUAAUCAGACUGUCCUAUUGCGCGGUAUCAAUGAUAAUUUCCACACAAUGCAUGAACUAAUAAAAUAUCUAUCGUACAUUAAUAUUCAACCCUAUUAUGUAUUUUUACAUGAUAUGGUAUAUGGAGGUGAAGAAUUUCGCACGACACUUGCAGCUGCUAUUGAUCUUGAAAAAGAACUUCGUGGUUCGAUAGCUGGCUUUAAUAUGCCUCAAUUCGCUGUCGAUAUGCCGGGUGGUGGAGGAAAGCGGCUAGUUUCCACAUUUGAAGCAUAUGAUCGUGAUACAGGUAUCAGCAUAUUUCAAUCAUCACGAAUCAUGGAAAGAAAAAGCGAUCGUGAUAAAUUAGGAUCAAAUUUAUACUUUUAUUUUGAUCCACUUCGAAGUGUGUCCAGCAAACACCAACAUAAAGAUGUAAGCGAAUUCAUUAACUUGGUUCAACAACUACUUGCUACUAUUCAGAAUCAUACUCCACAUGAAGAUGGCAAUUGA
Messenger RNA from Rotaria sp. Silwood1, 1356 nucleotides. NCBI's taxonomy places the organism in Eukaryota, Metazoa, Rotifera, Eurotatoria, Philodinida, Philodinidae. The record is from the annotation of a GenBank genome assembly.